Messenger RNA from Odontomachus brunneus, 3932 nucleotides. Its product is annotated as glutamic acid-rich protein-like. The record is from RefSeq and is a predicted model, not a curated record. The transcript is spliced from 3 exons. Bases 454 to 804 code for a protein of 116 amino acids. NCBI's taxonomy places the organism in Eukaryota, Metazoa, Arthropoda, Insecta, Hymenoptera, Formicidae.
CACUCGUCGGUACACGGCACGCUCCACUCCUGACUGGUUCGGCUCCUCCGUCACUCGCCCCCUCUCAGUUUCUCAUUCGACCUCACUCUUUCUUUCUCUCUCUUUCUCUCUCUCUCACUUGUUCUCGCGCUCCGUCUCCCUCUUGCUCGCUUGCGCGCUCCCUCUCUCUUCCUCUGCCUCUAUCUGUCUCUCUUUCCCCUUCCCCGCGUUUUCCCUCUCCGUCGUUGCCCCUCAGGUCUUCGCCUGACGACGCUGCUCUCUCGGGCAUUCCGCCGGAAGCCAACGUCGCGUGAGGACACGUAUCCGAGGUAUCGUAAAACGCGUACACGCCGCAGCCGCCGCCGCCGCCGCCGCCGCAAUCGUCGCCGCUUUCUAGUACACUCGAGCCGAGUUCGAGUCGCGAAACAGAGUUUAUCGUACGAGUACCGACGCGCAGAAGACGAUUCAACCGACAUGAGCACCAAGGAAAACAACGAGGUCGCGGUCGAGAAGGUGACGGAGAACGAUAAGGCAUCCGGAGACGCAAAGUGCGAAAUCAAAGGGAUCAAGAGGCCAGCCGAGGAGAAGAACGAAGAGACGAAGAAACAAAAGAAAGAGGAGAAUGGAGACGGAGAGGUAGAAGAGGAGGAAUUGGAAGAGGAGAUCGAAGAAGAAGAGGAAGUUGACGGUGACGGUGAGGAGGAUGACGAAGACGAUGACAUACCGGAAGGUGAAGAUGAUUUGGAAGAGGGUGAAGAAGAGGAAGAUGACGACGCGGAAGGUGAAGUGGAAGGUGAAGUAGAAGACGAAGAGGAGGACGCAUAAUGAAGAAAGGGGGAAAAUAUGUAAUUAAGAAGGGAGGCGUUAGGCACGUGACGACAUCAUCGUCGAUUUUCGGCAGUUUCAGCAAACUUACUCUCAUAUUGAGUGGUUGGUAAUAAUGUUGAUAUCCAUCGUGCCCAAUCCAUGUUACUGGAUCCUUCCGACCUACGACUAAAAAUUACCACCUCACCAGAAUUGUGGCGGGCUGACACGCAUUAGAUGCGAUCGCAAUUCUAUUUGUCUUGGCUCAUCGCAAUUCUGGUCGUCUAGCCGUCACCAAAUGCUGUCAGGUAGUUUGAAUGAUAACCAUAUAUUCGUCCUGAGGACUAGAUGAGUUCGAUCUUAUCUUCUAUCUAGGCUUUUAUUUCGAUCGUUUAUACGUUCGUUUGUUCACUCGUUCGUUCGUUCGUUCGUUCGUUCGUGCGUUCGUUCGUUCACUCGUUCGUGCGUUCGUUCGUUCGUUCGUUCGCUCGCUCGCUCGCUCGCUCGCUCGCUCGUUCGUUCGUUCGCUGGCUCGCUCGCGCGCUCGCUCACACGGUUCCCAAGACGAAUCUAUCGUUUUAUCCGAACCACCUACUAACCGGUAUUUGCCGUCAUCUGGCUUUCUUCGCGUGACCGUUUUAUAAUGAAAACUUAUUUAAGAAAUAAAAAAUAUUAUAUUUAAAUAGUUGUAAAAUGGACAUUUAUGGUGAUUUUUUUUUACAUUAAAAUCAAAUUUACGUUUGUAGUUCGACGGAUGUCUCUCACCUUGUGCGUGUGAUAUGAGUUUUUCUUCAGAAAUGAUAAUUGCAGUGUCUUCACAGGAGCGCGAGGUUAUCGGACAGAAUUAUGCGCAUUAUGUUUGCGCAAUAAGGCAAAUAAAUAAAUAAGUAAAUAGGCAUGAAUGGACAUCUCUCGACAUUCAGUAUAUACGAAAGAAAAAGAAAGGAGGAAAAAAAGAAAAUAAAACGGAGAAUCUAUAUGAUAGAGACGCUUCGUGCUCCUGUUUGAUAUAGAGACAGAAAUUGAUAAGAUUUAAUGCAACGCUCGCGUCAGGUAGUGUGGAUGAGUAAAUAUAUGACUUUAACAUUGCAUAAUAAUUAUACAUAGUAUGUAUAAAGUUACGAAAUAAGAAGCAUUCUAUUAUUAACGAAUACUAUUAUGUAAACGUAACGUAAUUGCGGAGAGGUUGUUACACUUUAGGCUUGGGCAUAGAUAAGGGAGAGCAUCGAACAGUCAACUCGCCAGUUGAAUUGCUGUAAGGGGCACCAUCACCCUUCUCGAUUCCUUUAAAGCAACAAUAUCAUUUUUUGUAGGAGAUAAGAGUUCAAUUACAUGUAGAUAAAUAUAUAUAUAUAUAUAUUUAUAACUCCAGAACUGCCGUGUGUUGCAUGACGCGAAUUACAAAAGAAAUUAUCGAGCUACGACUAAUUAUGUGACGAUUAUAUACACCCUCUCUCUACAGAGAUAUUCUUACCUAAACAUAAUUCGAGCGCGUUUCGGUUACUCCUUUUAUGUAUCGUAAUCUUUAUCUUGACCUGGACUAACUUUUAGCAAUGGUUCGUUGACUCGUUGCAAAAUAAGUUGGCAAUAUUUGUCCUCGUCCUUUUACCGUACACAGUGGAAUCUGUAUUUGAAUACUGACGUGUACUCGUUAUAUUUUUGCCACGCUCAUAGCCACACGUACACUGACGUAAAUCACACGCGCAUGUGUACACACGUACAUAUACAACUUGAGGAUCUUUUAUUAUUUAAUAACUCGAUGAUAGACGAUGAUCACUCACUGAUUGCUGAGAUUACUGUGAGGUAGAGAGGUGACUCUUUUUGCUAGAGUCGGUGAAUCGUUGCGAUUGGCAGGUCCAUACCGCUACUUAUUUCGGGAGUUAGAAAACGAAAAAAAAGGGUGAAGAGACAUUGCGGUUACGAUACCAUUGUACCAUAGCUGCAUAAUAAUUAAAUAAAGGUAAUGAUAAUUUGGAUGCGAGAGAAUGUCCCACGUUUUAAUGUACAAAUAUUUUCGAAUGAGAUAGUUAAAUAAAACGCAGUUAGAUCAGAGAAAAUGAAUUCGUUCUCGUAAGUAGUGAUGGGUUUGAUAUCUGAAAAAGAAAAUGAAAAAAAAAGAACUAUGCGGAGAUGGCAGUGUGUAAAAGGCUGCUUCCACCCACGGACUAAGAUCCUGCUGUAUGGAAACCAAGGAGAUGGCGGGAGUUGGACCGUUUGUACGUUGAUACUUGCGAAAGUAUCGCGAUUCGCGAUUUCUCGAUGGUUUGAAGAAAACGAAAAUUCGAAUAUUCUUUUAUAAGUACACAUGUAACGUGUCCAACGACCGAUCGAUGUGUCAAUGUAAUGAUGAUGAUAAUGAUAAUGAUGAUUGUUAUUAUUAUUAUUAUUAUUAUUAUUAUUAUUAUCAUCAUCAUGAUAAUAAUGAGAUGAUGAUAACGAUGACGAUGCGUAGAAAUCGUACCAUCUCCGGCAGUCUCUGUUAAUCUACGGUUUUAUACACAAUCCGCUAUGCUGUAUUUACACACGUGUUCGCUUCAAGAUAGUAAUUUGACGAUGAUUAUUGGCAAAGGACUAUCUUAAAGUACAGGUGCCUGAGCAAAAUGAAUACUUUAGCGUUCAUAGUAUACUAUACAUACAUAUAAGCAUAGCUCCAUUUAAUUUUAUUAUAAUACAAUGCCAAGCCCCGUUUGCAACAAGAAUACACACACAUAUACACACACAUACACAUACAUACGUAUAUACAUCCAGAGAGAGACUUGCGUCUUGUACGUCAAGCCCGACGGAGUACGACGGUGCACGUCGCGCUCGUGUACUCGACGCGAUUUGGAAAAUUCACUCAUUGGUGCUAACGGGUCUUACUCAAUCAGGCUGAUUGCCCACAUACCGUUACAUCCCUACGUUUGUUAGGUAAGCAUGAAAGGAAGUUUAAGACAUAAAAUCUGGUAAUGACAUGUGUCUAUGAUUAAACGUAAACGAACAUCCUAGGCUAAGAAUUUGGUUUGUGUGUUCAAGCUACUUUUGUACAGGAUACCAUCGCAUCAUCUCUUUCAACUUAACAGUAACCGACACCACAGACUAUAUAUUUCUGCCCAUUCCAUCAAAACUGAAACUUUCAUUGUAUUUUUAAGUAAAUACAUUUUGGAAAACAA